Molecule: messenger RNA, 1227 nt
Organism: Triticum turgidum subsp. durum (durum wheat)
Lineage: Eukaryota; Viridiplantae; Streptophyta; Magnoliopsida; Poales; Poaceae
Source: the annotation of a GenBank genome assembly
AUGAUGAAAAUGAAAAACGCCCGCCCCCACGGUUUGAUAGGGCCCGACCAAUCAUGGGGCGACAGCUGGGGUGCACUGCCCUUGGAGGCUAUUAACAACCGCGCGCGCUCGCUCGACCAAUUAACUAGUGCUGAUGGGCUGCUAAUCCCGACCGGAGACCCCUAUUUAAGCCCGCCCCCUCCCUUCCUCUUCUCCUCCCCCCACUCCCGCUCUCCCUCUCUCUCUCUCCUCCAUACGCCUCGCCUCUUGAGCGCGCUCUUGAAGGAAGGCUCCAGACCUCUGCCUUCUGCUCUCCCCGGCUCUGCAUCCGCGAGAGCUGUUGCAUUGCUGCAGCUCGCGAGCGCCCGGGUCCUUAGUAGUUCUUUCACCACAGCCCGGAUCAUGGAGUUCGACGAGCGCUGCCUCAAGGUCCAGGAGCCCAAAUUUGAUUGCCUCCUCUUUGACCUCGACGACACUCUGUACCCGCUGAGCUCGGGGAUCUCAUCACACGUCAAGACCAACAUUGAAGCUUACAUGAUUGAGAAGCUGGGUAUUGAUGAGAGCAAGAUCGAAAACCUUGGCAACCUGCUGUACAAGAACUAUGGCACCACGAUGGCGGGCCUCAGGGCAAUUGGCUACAACUUCGACUACGAUGAGUACCACAGCUUUGUCCAUGGAAGACUGCCCUACGACAACAUCAAGCCAGACCCCGUUCUGAAGCAGAUUCUCAAGAACAUGCGCAUCCGCAAGCUCAUUUUCACCAACGGUGACAUGAUCCAUGCCGUGAGAGCCCUCAAGAGGCUGGGCCUGGAGGACUGCUUCGAGGGGAUCAUCUGCUUCGAGACCCUGAACCCGCCGUGCCUGCUGACGCCGUGCGACCAGGCGCCCGAGAUCUUCGACAUCGCCGGCCACUUCGCCGGGUUAGGCAGCGCCGACGACCUGCCCAGGACCCCCGUCCUAUGCAAGCCCAACGUGGGCGCCAUGGAGGCGGCCCUCAGGAUCGCCAACGUCAACCCUUACAAGGCGAUUUUCUUCGACGACAGCGUGCGCAACAUUCAGGCAGGCAAGCGAAUUGGCCUCCACACGGUGCUGGUUGGCACGUCGCAGCGGGUGAAGGGCGCGGAUCACGCGCUGGAGAGCAUCCACAACAUCAGGGAGGCGCUGCCGGAGCUGUGGGAGGAGGCCGAGAAGGCGGAGGACGUCCUCUACGCCGAUCGCGUGGCGAUCGAGACCUCGGUGACCGCGUAA